AUGCCAAAGAAGGGAAAGAAAGGAUCGCGUCCAGCAGCGCAACACAACGACUCGUUGCGUAAAGACAUUGAGGUAAAUCAAGAUGUGCCAGAGGUCGGGGUCAUUGACCCUUUUGUAGACGACGAUGGAUUCGACAUUGCCGAUGAGCUACUCGCUGCCCUGGAUGCACGAGAUGCCCAAGAAGCAGCAGCAUCAGACAGCAAGCAGCCAAUUCCCGCUGCAUCAGCAGCUUCCGAUACAAACGCAGGCACCCAGCACCAGGGUCUCAGAGGAGCAGGCGAGCGUCUUAUGAAUGGCUUGCGGCACCAUAAUAAUCACAGUGACCACGAUGCGUCCCCGGCCUCGGAUCCCGACUCUGCUGCUGCGGCUGGAACAGGGCCAAAUACGGGCCGAAGGUCGAGCAUCCGUAAACUGUUUGGAAGCAGUUCCAAGAGUCCCGAGCGGCCACCUCUAGAGAAUGCUGCACCAAAGAAGAAGGCCAGCCGUCAACAACAGCGAAAGGACCGCAAGGCAGCCGAAGUGGCAGAGAUGCGCAGACAAGCUGAGGAGGAAGUCAAGCUCGGCGCGGGCAAGCCUGACGAGGCUGCGAUCGAGCGACAGGGCAUCUCAGCAAUGUGUGCCGCCCUGGGCGUGUCGAUGCACGAGAUCACACCAGACGGACACUGCCUGUACGCCGCCGUCGCCGACCAGCUCAAUCUGCGCAAAAAGCUCAACCCGCCGACAGACUACAAAGCUGCGCGCCGAGCCACCGCGCAAGAGAUGCGAACGCACCCCGACGAGUACAAACCGUUCAUCUCGGAUUCGGACGAACACAUGGCGGGCAUUGUCAACAAGGAAGCAGGCACGCUCAACAGCGAGCAGGCGCAAGAAAAGUAUUUCUUGGACUACUGCAGUGCUGUGGAGAAUACGGGAGUUUGGGGUGGGCAGCCCGAAAUCUUGGCGCUGUCGAGAGCGUUUGGCACGCAGAUCAAUGUGGUCCAAGCCGGGGUGCCCGUGUUGAAAGUGGGCGAGGGAGAGUAUGAGGGAGAGCCGCUGUAUAUUUCAUACCACCGCAAGAUGUAUGGUCUUGGCGAGCACUACAACUCGUUGCGUCCUGCGCCAACGGCAUAA
Messenger RNA from Sporisorium graminicola, 1110 nucleotides. RefSeq lists its product as uncharacterized. NCBI's taxonomy places the organism in Eukaryota, Fungi, Basidiomycota, Ustilaginomycetes, Ustilaginales, Ustilaginaceae. The transcript is spliced from 5 exons. The record is from RefSeq and is a predicted model, not a curated record. Gene Ontology annotation, molecular function: cysteine-type deubiquitinase activity. The coding region runs from base 1 to 1110 and encodes 369 amino acids. Gene Ontology annotation, biological process: protein deubiquitination.